UUUUAAAUGCCAAGAGCUUUGCUUCUUUAAGCUACAGUUAAGCUCAUCAUCUUUCGUUACUACUAAAAAAAAGUGAUGGGAAAUUUGCAAUUUACAUCACCAUUCCAUUUUCCAUUUAACGAACAUUGUUGUUUUAAGAGUUUGUCUUCAUGUUAAAUACUGAGCUGUGUUAAUCAGCAGGGAGGGACACAAGGAUGUGACUUGCAGAUUGCAUAAUUAGAAAGCUUUAGAUUAGAUAUGCUUGGAUUUGAAAUUAAUGAUUAGCAUGUGAUAGACCUACUUCAGAAAACACCAGGCUCCCAUAGCUGGCUUCUCAUCUUCGCUUUAGGCAGUCAUUUGUUCCUGACUCAGGAAGGUAGUGAAAUUGCAAGAGAGGUAGCACAGCUCGAGUUGCAGGCUCUGGCUUCUGAACUUAAAACUGGCUUCACUGAAGCAAUGCAGGAACUUUCAAGAAUCCAGCGUGGGGAGUAUGCGCUUGAAGAGAAGGUCCAAAGCUGCCGGUGUGCAAUGGAAGAGAAAGUGGCAGAGAUGAAGAAUUCUCUAAAUUGCUUCAAGGAGGAGCUUAGUGAUGCCAAGUCCAUGAUUGAUGAAAUCAGUGCCAAGCAAGAAGAAAUGCAGCAGAAAAUCGAGCAGCUGCAACAAGAGAAGAGGAAAGAAUCCCGAAAACUUAAAGCAAAAAGAAUACAAAAAGAGGAGCACGGGUCGCAAACCGUGCCCACACCUCUGCAAGGAAGCCCCUUUCGAUCACUGAACCUUCCUGAGCCAGUUUUAAUUAAUGAAGAUUUUGUAAACCUUUUGCACAAUGCCACAUAUGAGAAAGUCUCCGAUUGCAGACCCAGGGGACUGGGAGAAAGCAACAUGAAAGGGCUGACCAGUACAAACUUGGACACUGAAGAGAGCUUCAGAGUUUCCUCAUCAGCUGAUGCUCAGCCAAAGGGACAGUCACCAUCCACGGUGUGGAAACAGCCCAUGGACAGUAAAGAGUGGGGUGGCGAACAUAUUUCAAAGGACUACAGUGACAGACAGAAGGAAGUGGGCCCAGGUAGAUAUAGCUCAAUGGAGAAUAUACUGCGGGACUCUUCUGUUGCAGCUAAAAGGCAGAAUAUUGCUUUGGACUUACUAGAGUCUGAGAGGAAGUAUGUUGUUAACCUCUCCCUGGUCCUCAAAAUGAGAGCCACAUUGCAUGGACCAGAAAUGAAGAGGAACACCAAGGAAAGAAGUUUUUUCCCCAACUCUUUGCGAUAUUUGGUCCAGCAGCACGUAGACUUGCUUCAUGCCCUGCAGGAAAGAGUACUGAGUUGGCCUCGACAGGGAAUUCUGGGAGACAUAUUUCUCAAGCUGACCAACGAUGAGAACAAUUUUUUGGACUAUUAUGUUGCUUACUUAAGGGAUUUGCCAGAGUGCGUCUCGCUAAUUCAUGUGGUGAUUCUGAAAGAAAUAGAGGAGGAAAUUAAAUCUGACCUCUACAUAUUCUUCUUCCAUAUUGUCCAGCGAAUUCCUGAAUAUCUUCUUCAUUUGCAGAAUAUUCUGAAAUACACGGAACAAGAGCACCCCGAUUACUACCUUCUCCUUGUUUGCGUUCAGCGCCUGCGAGUUUUCAUCUCCCACUACAGCCUUCUCUUCCAGUGCAAUGAAGACCUUCUGAUACAGAAACGGAAGAAGCUGAGAAAAUCGUCCUUCAUAAAGUUAUAUAAAGGUCUAGCUUCUCAGUGCACCAGUACUGGCCAAGACGUAUCUCCAACACCAAGCGCUACUUCGAUCCGCGACAGCGGGAUCCACUCUGAAGAGGCCAUGCAGCUGUUCCCAUCAGUCUCUGCAUCUGGAACGACAGCUAUGCACUUGAUGUCACAGAUGAAGAAAAGCCAACAACAAGGCAUGGAGAGCAUGCAGGGAGCAUCACCCUGUGAGUGGGAAACCGAAGGAAGGAGGCCUGACAGGCCUGAGAAUAUCCUGACUCCGUCGCAGUUCCAUGAACAAGACCUGAAGGUUCUCGUGGCUUCCCUUCAGGCCCUCCCAGACAUGGAAUACAACCCUCCCUCGUCCGAAGCAAAAGGAAAGUCUGAGCGGACCCGGAGGGCCUCCACAACGGACCUCCUCCAUGACAGCUCAAGUUUUACUCCUGACUAUGAGGACUUUGAGUACAGAGGGGAUAUGUAUACCAUGGCCGGCCCCUACGAGGAAGAGCCCCUUCAAAACCUGGCCCCAUUUGAGACCUGCUCUCCAGCUUCUUCUGAAUCCAGCAUUGACAUCUGUUUCUUGAGGCCUGUGAACUUCACCAACGAGCCAGAGAGGACAGAGCACACUUUACAGCCACUCCCCAAGAGCGGUGCUCCGGUCAGCAGCGGAGGCAGCAGCAGCACCUACAAACGCGAGGUUUUCCGGAGCAAAGGCAAACAGCUGAGCCGGUCCUUGAAGGAGUUUCCCCGCAGCAGUGGGACGGAAGGCGUCUCCACGAGGCUCUACAGCACACGGAGCAGCAGCGGGAGCCGGUUGCCAAACAAGCCAGAGAGGGGCUUCCAGUCGCACGGGGUCUCCGCCACCUCCAGGAGCUCCCAGCGGAACUUCUUUCCUCCGCAGAGAGGAGUGGGUGAAAAGCAAAGCUUUGUGGAAGAGAUGCAUUUAGAAGACAACACCAGAUUCUCUCAUAGGGAUGACAACGAGCAAACAUCUUUCAGCAACCACACUCCAAGACAAGGGCACAAAGCGGGCUUUCGAAGCUCUUUCCGCAAGCUGUUCAAAAAGAAAUGAGCCAUCCAGGGAAAGACCAACUGCUCCAGCACUUCCCCUGGGCUGAGCUCUUUGCUCUGAGACCCACAUAAUGCAGUGGUUUUGUUUCAAGCAGCUUUACAUUCAAGGGAAGAAACAAUAGAAAACUAAGAGUGGUGGUAUAAAAUUAAUUUGUUUUAAAAGAUCCAUCCUAUGGCCCCAGAAAAUAUGUGGCCAGCUCCUGUAUUUCAGGGGCUACUCUUUUAUACGGACUCCGGGGGCCAGAGUGUAUUUUGCCACUCCGCUGGACACUCACUCACUGCUAUUACCCAGUAAUAAUGGCUUCAGUUAUGGAAGUCAUCAGUGUAAUAUGGUAUUCAUUCCUUCUGAGUUGUUAUUUAUCAGGACCAAACCCCACAGAGAACUGUGGAAUUCAAGAUUUUUUACCACAUUUAUUAGAAGUAGGCAGGGCUUUAGAGGCUGGAUACUAAUGCCUCGUGGGCCACCAAAUGUUCAUUUCUGGUAGACACCAUGCAAUUCUAAAUACUGUGUAGGCAAGCUGGUCCAGCAGACGGAA
Molecule: messenger RNA, 3283 nt
Organism: Elgaria multicarinata webbii
Lineage: Eukaryota; Metazoa; Chordata; Lepidosauria; Squamata; Anguidae
Gene: ARHGEF33
Product: Rho guanine nucleotide exchange factor 33
Exons: 14
Coding region: 436-2748 (770 amino acids)
Molecular function (GO): guanyl-nucleotide exchange factor activity
Source: RefSeq, a predicted model, not a curated record